GGGUUUGCCAAGAUGUCUGCGCCCUGUGUUCAUGUGUGUCGCUGGCUGAAUAAGACGUUUGUGGUGUGAUGACAGUGACACAUACCCAGCAUGGACUUUCUGUGGCUUUUCAUCCUCUAUGUGUUUUUCCUCGUUCUUUGUGUUUCUGUCUUCUGCCUCUUGUCUGGAAGAUCCAGCAGCGGUUUGGACAGUGCCCUCCAGAGAGCAGAGCGGGUCAUUUCCCUUGUGUCCCCGACAUGGCUUCAGAGAUGCAUCAGCAGCUGCUUCCACACCAGGAGCGGGGCUUUUGUGUUCCUGCACCUGAUCCUGGAUAUGCUGGUGUUUGCGGAGUACAACUGGGAGGUUCUCGACUACAGUCUAGAGCUGGAGCUGAACUGGAUGUUGGUUUUCCUGCCGUAUGUUCUGAUAACGGGGAAUCUGUACUACUUCUACAAGUGCUGCACCACAGACCCAGGAAGAGUCACCGCACAGAAUGAGUCACUUUGUAUUGGGGUCUAUAAGUAUGAUGAGAUUAUGUUUCACCACAGCAAUAAGUGUCCGACCUGUGACCUGAUGAAACCGGCACGAUCAAAGCAUUGCGGUGUCUGUGGCAGCUGUAUCCAGCGGUUUGACCAUCACUGUGUUUGGGUGAAUAACUGCAUUGGAGCCCUGAAUAUCAGAUACUUCUUACUAUACCUGCUGAGCCUGACUCUCACAGCCAUCUCCUUAGCUGCUGUGAUGACAGCCUUCCUCCUGCAGGUGGUGCUGCUCUCCCAUAUAAUGACUGCAGCCUACGUGGACAGCGAGGGACACAAAGAGAUUGCGAGCUUAGCUUACGUUAUACAGCCUGACCGACAUCUUUAUUUUACUUCCCCAGCACUUGUUCCUGACUUUUCCAAGGAUUGUCUUCACCCUGGGAUUCCUGUUCCUCCUGAUCCUGUUCUUAGGAGGGUACACCUGCUUCCUCUGGUAUCUAUCCAUCACUAACCGGACCACCAAUGAGUGGUUUAAAGCAAGGAGGAUCCCGGGCUCUCCUACAGGGUUCUCAAGGGGGAUUGUGGGUAACCUGAAAGAAAUAUUCCAACCUUACACCCUCUACAAGAAGGAGAGAUGAGGGUUCUGGUUUGCACACCACGGACUGCAAGAAGAGGUUUCCCCACCUGUCUCCCAUGACAAAGAUGAGCUGGGUGGAACGGAUUUAUCACCUCAAUCUUAAUCUAGCAACAACUUUAAAAGGGGGUUUCCAGGUUCUUUAUACCAUGAAAAGCCAAAAGGUGAAGGUCUGACACCCUGCACCCUUUGGCCAUGGGACGGAAGCACAGCGCCGUUCAAAGUGUAGUGGCCGUUCUGGGUUACUGCACCUUACCUCUGAGUGAUCUGAAUGGGAGAUGCCCCAGUAACCCAGCGCGGCCACUACACUUUGACCGGCGCUGUGCUUCCUGUCCCAUUGACCGUGCUAGUCCCAGGGCCAAAGGGUGCCGGGUGUCAGACCUUCACCAAUGGAAUAUUAAAGGCAAUGUGGCGUCAGAAAAUGACCUAUAGUUUAACUCAGGUUUUUAAGUUUAACAUAGUUUUAAAGAAUUUUUGAUGAUUUUUAAUUGUCCAUGACUAUAUCUAAACAAAAACCAUAAAAUCCUGCAGUUUUUCCACUGGACACUAAUCCUAAUGAUAGGCGCCACUUCUUGGUCUAUACAGAUCACUUUACUGCAGUUAUCUGCUUAUCUGUAAUAAUAUCGCUAGGCUUGAGUGAACUUGAUUUGUUUAUAGAAAAUGCGCUCCUGACAGCGUUAAAAUGUAUUGGCUCUGCUGAGGCCUUGUUCUUCUCGCCACGAGUAACGCGAGACUUGCUUAGUCUCGUGCCUGUGACGUUACAGUUCGGCUCUGCUCAUAAAAUCGGGUUUGUGCCUCAGUUCGGUUUUGGAUUUUGAAACCGUAAUUUAUGCGCAGAACCAAACUGUAGCGUGACGUCAC
Messenger RNA from Bufo gargarizans (Asiatic toad), 1950 nucleotides. RefSeq names its product zinc finger DHHC-type palmitoyltransferase 4 (gene ZDHHC4). Lineage: Eukaryota; Metazoa; Chordata; Amphibia; Anura; Bufonidae. Gene Ontology annotation, molecular function: protein-cysteine S-palmitoyltransferase activity. The record is from RefSeq and is a predicted model, not a curated record. Gene Ontology annotation, cellular component: Golgi apparatus; endoplasmic reticulum. The transcript is spliced from 7 exons. Gene Ontology annotation, biological process: peptidyl-L-cysteine S-palmitoylation; protein targeting to membrane. The coding region runs from base 91 to 966 and encodes 291 amino acids.